CGCGUUCACAGCUUCUUCCUAGGUUGUCGUGCUCCUGGAAAGCGUCAAAUCAAGCCGACGGCAGCCGUGCUCGAUUUGGUCUUGCCCACUGCUGAUGAUGAAGAAGACGAUGAAGAUUUCAUAGGUAAAGAAAAACUCGAAUUCGAACGCGACUUUAAAUUUCAAAUUUGUAAUAUGAACAUUUUCUUAAGAUGUGGCUUGACUGUACACGACUCGUGCUACCCCUCACUGGACAUGAGUGACGAUAGCGAGAGCUCGCAGUCGUCUUCAUCAAUGGAGCCAUGGUUUUGUGAGCCAUGCAUCUAUGGAUUCAAUGAGCCGCCUUAUUGUGAAUUGUGUCCAUCCAGAUAUGGAGCAAUGAAAAGAUCGGAUGUCGGCGGUCGUUGGGUUCACCUUCUUUGCGCCCUCUACACGCAUGGAGUGACCUUCGGAGACAUCGAUCAUCUCGGUGCCAUCAGCUGGCAAGAAAUGGAUCACCGUAAUUUCGGCCGUAAAAGUUGCAGUGGAUGCACUGACGUGUUGGAAGCGCGAUUAGGUGUGACAACUCGGUGCGAGCUUGGUUUGUGUAAACAGUAUUACCACGUAACCUGCGCGCAAAGACUUGGAUUGUUGGUGGAUCACAGUGAAGAUGUUGAUCACUUCGGAGUCGAACCUCGCUAUAUCAAUUGCCGACAGCAUUCCAAUCCUGAUGAUGUGCGAGUGAAGAAGCAGGCGUCAGUUUCUCAAGAAAGAAAAGUACGACGUGCACGCCAUCUGACAACUUCGCCAGAGUUUUUCGAGUGGUUUCAAGAAAAGGCAGAAAUAAGCGGAGUCGAACCAGAGCAUCUAACGUUCUUCUUCUUCAGGAAUUCACGAGAGUCACUGGCGACACAAUUCCAUUUCUUACUCCCGGCUUUUCGACCCAGUUCUUCGAGUGAUGAUCAGCAUUUGAUGAUCGCCUGUGACUCAUGCUACGAAUACUAUCACAUUGGCUGUCUUGAUCCGCCUCUUGAGAAAGUUCCCAAGAAAGUCAACUGCGAGUGGCAUUGCGCCGACUGUUGUGACAACAGUAGCGAGGACGAAGAAAACGAAAACAACGAGGUGAUUAGAGUGCGGAUAGGGUUUACUACUUUUAAUUGUAUCACAAGAAAGCUGCAUUUCACUCAACUUUAUUCUUUUAGAGUAUUGUAUUAUAAUUAUUUGAACUGCAAUUCUAGGAUGAUUCAAAUGAUGGCGUCGUUAACCGUAGAUUACGGCAGCGAAGGGACAGCCUCAGAGCGAAACGUCUAG
Molecule: messenger RNA, 1269 nt
Organism: Haemonchus placei
Lineage: Eukaryota; Metazoa; Nematoda; Chromadorea; Rhabditida; Trichostrongylidae
Source: the annotation of a GenBank genome assembly